Hevea brasiliensis (rubber tree) is the source of this 1450-nucleotide messenger RNA. RefSeq names its product transcription factor MYB111. The transcript has 3 exons. Bases 65 to 1228 code for a protein of 387 amino acids. The record is from RefSeq and is a predicted model, not a curated record. NCBI's taxonomy places the organism in Eukaryota, Viridiplantae, Streptophyta, Magnoliopsida, Malpighiales, Euphorbiaceae.
CACAUACUGCAAACUUACACACUCUCUCUCUCUCUCUCUCUCUUUCUGGGUUAGAGUGUAGUGAAUGGGAAGAGCACCUUGUUGUGAAAAGGUGGGGUUAAAGAAGGGGAGAUGGACAGCGGAGGAGGAUGAGAAAUUGAUCAAGUACAUUCAAGCAAAUGGGGAAGGCUCAUGGAGGUCACUGCCUAAGAAUGCAGGUUUAUUGAGGUGCGGGAAGAGUUGCAGACUUAGAUGGAUUAAUUACUUGAGAGCGGACUUGAAGAGAGGAAAUAUUUCACCUGACGAGGAAGAAAUUAUUUUCAAGUUGCAUGCCUCUUUGGGGAAUAGAUGGUCGUUGAUAGCCAGUCACUUACCAGGAAGAACAGACAACGAGAUAAAAAAUUAUUGGAAUUCCCAUCUGAGUAGGAAAGUUCACAUCUUUAGAAGGACUGGGAAUGGAAGUCGACCACUGGUUAUUCGAACAGCCAAAUUGGGAAUGGAAACCAGUAAGCGAGGCAAAACACCAGGCAGAUAUGCAAUCAAGAAUAACGAUAAACGCCUCCUACAUAAACAACCUGCGGCCUCAACCAAGGAGCCCGACGAAAAUUCCACCGGCUUCUCAAAAGAUGACGGAAUUGUACCCAUGCCACAAACCCCAGUUUUAGAGAAGGAGAUCUUGUCUAUUGCCAGCGAGGAUAUGGCGAUUUUUUAUACAUUAUUAGAAGAUGAAGACAGGGAGCAUAUGAACCUUGUGAUCCCGAGUCCAUUUCAAGAAAAAACAGAAGGAGAAGGAGAAAGGUUGGUGUUGAACUCAAGCGAGGAGAAAAAUAGCCAACAUGUGUCCUCUGGUGAUGAGAAAGAAGCGGAAAUGUUAGGACCAUGUCGUGGGCUUGAAUUUGAUUGCGAAAUGCUACUUUUUGACGACAUAAUACAAAACGAGUUGCUGUGUGUUGAAGGAGCUUUAAAUUGGGGGAGAGAAGAUGAUGUCUCUUUAGCAAUCUUUGAAGGAGAGAAGAAAACUACAGAAAGAAACGAAGAUCAGUGUGAACAGCUAGCAGAAAAUGGUAAUUUGAACUCACAUGAUGAGUUUUACCGGUGUUCUUCAAUAGGAUCACUUUUUGAUGAUUGGAGCUGGGAGAAUCUUAUGCCGUGGGAUGAAAAUGUAGACAAUACGAUAUCUUGUCUUUGGCAGGGUGAUCAUGGGGAAGGAGACGAUCAAAAUGCAUUUGUUGCCCGGCUGCUUUCUUGAUUAUCAUUGUAACUCUCCCAUAGUUGGCAAACGUAGGUACUAGCUAGGAUUAGGAACCAAGUCUAAAUGCCAUUAUUGCCGAAAUGCUCCUUGUCGUUUUUAUCAUUUGUUUCUUUUAAAAACGAAAAAUUAUUAGGCGUAUUCAUCGUAGAUGUAUCUUCUCUUGUUUACACUUUUAAAAAAUAUAUAUAUAUAUAAAAUAAUUUAAUUAAUUUUACUUCA